CGAACGGAGGGUUUGCACAGACUGGAGAGAGCUGGAGAGAUCUACUGGAUGAAGGACACGUACACUGCUGGUGCCAUGGACGAGCCUCUCUGGACCUCAGUGUCAGGUGGAGCCCUGCAGUAAGAUGCUCGAGUCUAUGUUUGUCUGCAGUUCCCCUCCUGUGACCUCUCACCUUUGGCUGCUCAUUCUCUCCUGCUCUCUUCAUGGUCAACCAGCCCUGUCUGACCUGGUGUUCUCCACCCAUCCAGAGGAUGGUGUUGGUGUACUGGGUGCUCCCCUCACACUGUACUGUGCAGUGUAUGACUCCAGCAGCCAGGGGGAACUGUCUGUUAGAUGGGAGAGGGCCAGUGGAGAGCCAGCAGCAUUGACUCCUGGUCCUGGCAGAGGGAUCCACCAAUUGGCCAACGGAUCUCUGUUCUUCCCCAAGCUGAGAGAGGGGGACCUAGGGAGAUAUGUCUGUAGUGCAGGCAUUGGAGCCAAACACAUCAUGACUGUUGUCCAAGUGAUGGAAGCUGACCUGGAGGUGGUGUUCUUCAGUCCUCAGUCUCAGACAGUCAGUGAGGGUCGGCCAGUGUUCCUCCAGUGUGUCUCAGGGGACAGCUCCCCCCCAGCACACAUCACCUGGCUCAAAGACAACACACUCUUCACCAAAGGCGCUCAGAUUCAGGGUCAAUAUGGAGGGGGUAACCAGAGGAAGACCUCAGGCACUCUUCACCUCUCUAAUGUCUCAAUAGAGGACGAGGGGGAAUACGUCUGUGUCACACACAACACCUUACUGAACACCAGCCGGGAAAGCAAGGCAGCUACACUCACAGUACAAGGAGUCCCUACAAGGCUGCAGAUCACUCAGGGCCCUGACAACAUCACAGUUGCCAUAGAGACGGAGGCCUCCAUGGGCUGUGUUGUCCGAGGCUUACCGCCUCUCACAGUGCAAUGGUUCAAAGACAGCCAUCUCCUUGUGAACAACUCUGGCUUGAGUCUGCAGAACAAGGGACAGCUGCUUGUUUUCAAGAACGUGUCUGAGGAUGAUGAGGGUUCCUACCACUGUGAGGCCAGGAAUAAGAGGGAGACAGUCAGGUCUAAGACUGCCUUUCUCCUUCCAACAGUGAUGGGGUGGACCUUUGUCCAGCAGCCUACCAACAAGUCUGUGAGGAUGGGGGAGUCUGUUACACUGGUUUGUAGACCCCCCUACAGCAGGCCUCCAACAACAGUGUCCUGGUUCAAAAACAACCGCCUCCUCGCUCCCAAGACACACUUCACUGUCAGGCCUAGUGGAGACCUCAUCUUCCACAGUGUCUAUGACACAGACAGUGGAGUCUACUUCUGCAGAGCAUCCAAUGUCCACCUGUACAGAUCUGUGACCUCCAGAGCUGCCAGACUGACCGUUCUGGCAUCUCCCUCGGUGAGGCUGUGGCCACAAGUGGUGACAGUCCCUGUAGGGGCCCAGGUGGUGUUCCAGUGCCAGGUCUGGGGACAGCCCCUCCCCUCCAUUGUCUGGUCCAAACAGGGACGCUCCAUUCAGACUGGUGGCAAGAUCGCUGUGGGCGUGAGAAACACUACCCUCUACAUCCUGUCUGUCAGGAGCUAUGAUGAGGGCACGUACACUUGUGAAGCCUCCAACACUGUGGGGCAUGACCGGAGAACAGCUACUUUACGUGUCGCUGUAAGCCCCAUCAUAGUGUCCUUCCUGGGGGCAGUGAGCAGCUCAGAGGGGUCCUAUGUGGUCCUGCCAUGCAGGGCAGUGGGGGACCUCCCCAUCAGGUACACCUGGACCAGGGGACACUCCAUCACCCCAACCCUGGAGAGGCAUGUAGAUGAUGAGGGGGCUCUGCAUAUCUCCAGUGUUCAGGUGUCUGAUGCAGGGGACUAUCACUGUACCGCUGAGAACAUAGUGGGACGACAGCAGAGAAGAGCCACCCUCACCAUCUCUGCUGAAGAUGACCCAGCUGAUAGAGAAAGGCAGCAUAGACAGAUUGUAUCUGCAGUGAGUAAUAAUGAGGUUCCAAAGACUGAAGCAGAGCAGAGAACUCCCCUGUCCAGUAAUGACCUGAGUCUAGUUCAGCAUUCUGAGAUGACCCACUCACGUGUCUCCCUACAGGGAGGAAGCACAGUCCGAGCAACUCAAAGAGACUCAAGCAAUGACAUCCCCCAAGUGUCUACUCCUGACACUCUACGACUGCUCUCGUCUCUCAGGCAGACAGCUUUAGGACUAGCAGGUCUCUACAGAGGACAAACAGGACUGCUGGUUCCACCUGAAAUUCACUCUCUGCACCCAUUUGACCUGGCCUCGGCCAAUCCAACCCAGUCCCCAGUCACACAGAUCCAGCAUCCAGUGCUACAACCCCUACCUCCACCUCUAUUUGAACCCUUAGACCUACUCACCCAGCCUUCAGUAACUCAUAGAGUCAUCUCACUCACUCAGAUUCAAAUAAUACCUAACCAGCCAACAUUAACACACAACCCACCCCCAGUGACACAACGGCAGGUUUUAGUCCCAGAUAGCCAAUCUCCAUUAACACAGUCCAUAUCCCAAAGCCUCCACAACCAGCCAUCAGUCAUGCAUAUCCAGCGUCAAGUCACUGAGCAACCAAUUAAACCCCUAAACCACAUCGGCAGAUUUACCCAGUCUCUGGUCUCACUCCCGCAGCUUCCAGACUCUUCCAGCCACCCGUCUGAUCCCUUUACCCAGCGUCCUGAUUCUCCUACCCAGCCCAAAGAACCUUUGACUCAGUCUCUACUCAUUCACAGCCUGCAUGCUCCCGACUCAAUCGCUCAAACCCACCAUCCUGUACCUCAAAGUAAUCCUUCAGACCCACAUAUCCAGGAUCCUAGCACCAUCACCCUGUUUUCACGCUCACAAACUCAACCAUCCAAAACUCAGCCUCAAACAUCACCAACCCAGCAUGAACCUACACAAACCCAGCGUACAGAUCUCCUCACCCAGCCUUCAGGCUCAAACACCCAUCUUCCUGACCUGAUCACCACACCCCCCACCCCUGACCCCCAGGGCCCUAGUGCCCCCUAUGCCUCCACCCCAGACCCCCUGCAGCAGAACACGAGCCAGCCUGCUAACCCAGCUCAUCCAGCCAAACCAACCAGGCCCAAUGACACAGAGCCCACAGAGUGGCUGAAGAGGAACACCUCUCAGUCCCCCAUGAGGACCAAUGAGGACCCCAGAGUAAAGCCUCCUCCUCCGUGGCUUCCAGUCCUGGAGAAACAUGACAUCCCCAUCGUGGUGGGAGUGGGUGUGUCUAUGGCCUUCAUCUUCAUCACCAUGGCCUUCUACUCCCUGGUCCAGAAGAACGAGCCUGUCCCCACUAUUAGAACCUUGUCUUCCACAGUUCCCAGGAACCUGGGCAUCCCAUGCAGACAUGCUGAACGUCUGGACACUGGGAGGACCUAUGAGAACAGGGCAUUUGAGGAUGAUGAUUUGGUGGCUGUGAUUGAACAAAGCCCCAACACAUCAGAUACACGCGCCAGGCCUCCUGCCCCCAGCCCAGUCACUGUGAUGAUAGACCCUGCCUCUGAUGACACACAGCCCCCGCACACUCCAGAACACUCGUUCAUAGCAGAGACCUAUCUUGAGCCCAGCGAAGACACACAGGUUGACCACUUCCUGGAUGAAGAGAAGGAAUGCAGCCUGUCUCACCCCAGUAUCCAGCUGCAGUGUGUGGAGGACUGGGGGGGCGGAGGAGUAGAAUACGGACAAUGCCAGGGCCAAGAAAUCCUACCCCAUCCCCCCUCUCUCUCUCCUUCCCCACCUCCUGUGCGUGAGGAAAGCCUGCGCUCCUCCCUGACCCUCCAGACAGCUGAGCCCUAUGCCACACCGGUCCGCCACAGUGUCAGCAUCUGCCACAGUAAUGCCCCCCUCCUCCUCUCCCACUGCAUCUCCCUGGGCCUUACCACCGUCGCCGUUGAUGUCCACUUCUACCCAGCAGCCCCUGCUUCCACCACCACGACUGUGGCAGCCGUCACCCAGAUCAAUGCUACCACCGCUACUGCACCAGGGCCCCAGCUCAGCUCCCGAUUGGCCCACAGUCAGGAGCAUGACCAAUCGGCUCCUACCGUGCGCCAGAGUAAGUAACUAGAUAAAGAGGGAAAGGCAGAUGGAGAGAUUAUUCCAACACAGAUGUUGCCAUUAGUCUCCACUGGAGAGUUUGGCUGGAUUGUUGGUUGUCUUCACAUUUCAACUGUCUUGUUCUGACGAUGGUGAGGAGAAUGUGUGUGUAUCAAAAAGAGGGAUCCAUCUGGAUUCUGGAACCAUCCACUGAAGACUAUAGGACAACUGCCUUUACUCUGAUGCCUUUAAUCAACCUAAAAUGCUCUACACAUACUGUACCAGUCAGCUACAAAUGUGUAAAUUUUUAUUUAUUUUAUCUUUAUUUAACCAGGCAAGUCAGUUAAGAACACAUUCUUAUUUUCAAUGACGGCCUAGGAACAGUGGGUUAACUGCCUGUUCAGGGGCAGAACGACAGAUUUGUACCUUGUCAGCUCGGGGGUUUGAACUCGCAACCUUCCGGUUACUAGUCCAACGCUCUAACCACUAGGCUACGCUGCCGCCCCAAUAACAAAGUAAUGUCAAUGUAUUCUGUUUCUGUCCUUCGCAAAGAAAAAUCACGAGAAUAAUUUAUUCAUAUACAUUAUUUCUGCUCAGUUUAUUUUCUUACUACUGAAGCCUUUGAAUAGGGAAACAAUGUAUUAUGGCUUCAAUGUGUAUUACAAAUGUCCUUUACAUAAUGGUUCUUUAGACCUAAAAUAAUGCAUUCAUAGGAAGCAAAAACAAUGUAAUAUAGGCAAAAAAAGUAUUAACUGCUUCCAUAAUCCUCUACAUGCCAUGGUUUCUGACUUUACUGAGUAUAUCGUGUUGUGUACAUGUCCAUUAUAUUUAUAUACUUCAUAAACUAGUUUGAAUGUGCAAAUACAUUUUUAUCAGUUGUAUAUUCUACAAUGAAAAAAGCCAAGGAGAAAACAGCGGUGUACAAAAUAUUGCAAUCUUUGUUGCUGUACACUUCCUAUUCAGGUAACCCCCCCCCCCCCCCUCUGUUGGGCCAUAAACAGACUGUUACUUCUGUGCUGAAACCAAAGGAAGAUGUUAUGAUGACAGGGCUGAAGUCCCAACUGAGACCCAGCGGACCCAAAAUUGAGAUGAUCAGUGAUUUUGUGUGUUCAUUAUCUGGAUCAGUUAACUUUAUGUUCAGUGAAAUGUCUCAAUUUCAUGAAUUUCCUUUUCUACCACCAUGAAUUCAUCCCUCAGACAUUACUGUGUAACAAUUUAGAAUUGUUUUUUUAUCAUUGUAUUUGUUUCAACAACAUGUACCGUAUCAAUUGUUCCUAACAAUGACAAUGUCAACAGAAGUGAUCGUAAACAAAGUUUUUUAUUUUGUAAUAUUACAUAUUUAUUUUGGUGUAUAAAUAUAUCAAUCUUUAGUGAUCUUGUUACCUUUGUAUGGGUGAUAAAAUAGCAACUAAAAAUAUGAAAGUUAUUUGAAACAGAUAUAACAUUCACAUACUGUAAAGUAAAACAAACAAAAACAGUACUGUAUCAAAUAGAUGUUUUAUUUACUCAAGAAUGGCCAACUAUAAUACUGCUGUACUUCAUUUGACAAUAUUCUGUUAUACAGUUUCCAAUGUGAUUUUCAUUUCUACCUUUUCGCAAAAAUACUGUUAAAUCAAUGACCAUAGCUAGAUCAUUAUGGAUGUACUGUAAUGUAGACCUAAAUUAAUAUCAAAUAAACCUUAUUACAAACUA
Molecule: messenger RNA, 5749 nt
Organism: Oncorhynchus kisutch (coho salmon)
Lineage: Eukaryota; Metazoa; Chordata; Actinopteri; Salmoniformes; Salmonidae
Exons: 20
Coding region: 125-4084 (1319 amino acids)
Biological process (GO): dendrite self-avoidance; homophilic cell-cell adhesion; axon guidance
Cellular component (GO): axon; plasma membrane
Molecular function (GO): cell-cell adhesion mediator activity
Source: RefSeq, a predicted model, not a curated record